Molecule: messenger RNA, 978 nt
Organism: Aspergillus melleus
Lineage: Eukaryota; Fungi; Ascomycota; Eurotiomycetes; Eurotiales; Aspergillaceae
Product: phosphotransferase family protein
Exons: 2
Coding region: 1-978 (325 amino acids)
Source: RefSeq, a predicted model, not a curated record
AUGUCUCCAUUCCUCAUCGAUGGUCCCAAUGUUGAAUGUACAGACACCACCAGCCUAGACACCGUGAUCGGGCGACUCUUCUCGCAGAAUGUAUAUGUGAGGGAGAUCUACCCCCUCGAGGGGCAUCUCCAUACGAUGUGUCUCUUAAUCCUAUCCAACAAAGAGCAACUACUCCUGAAAGGCACGCCACGAGCUAUGACGCCUCUCCUCCGGCAGGAGAAGCGUCUUCUUGACACCGAAGCCCGAGCCAUGUCCAUUCUGAAACGGAGCACCGCCCCGUGUAUCCCGUCACUUCUCCACUACGACCGGCGAGGUGACCUGUUUGGCUCGUCCUUCAUACUACGACCCUUUAUCUCCGGGACGACGGCGCAAGAACUGGAGCGCCAGAUCAGUGAGCACGCGCAGAAGCACGUAGACUAUGCAUUGGGAUCACUAGCCCAUGAGAUCUCGCAGCACGCCUCUCCUUCAUUUGGAUCCCUGGAGCAAGUGGCAUCGGGAUCCGGGAAACGGUCGUGGCGAGAGGCCUUCUUGGUCCUAUUCGAGGGCAUCCUACGCGACUCGGAAGACUUCUUCGUGAACCUCCCCUACGCCGAGAUCCGGCACCAGCUGUACCGGCUAUCCCCUGCACUCGAGGAAGUGCGGCAGGCGCGCCUCGUCGUGGUGAACUUAGGUCGACCGUCUCAGGUCCUUCUAGACCCGGAAUCGAAACGCUUAGUUGGAGUCGUGGACCUCAGCAGCGCGCUGUGGGGCGAUGCCUACAUGGCGGAGAUCUUCGACAAUCCGUCAUCGUCCGUACUCGAUGGCUUUGGAAUCCGUCCGACGAAAAGCAAACCGGAGUCGAUACGACAUUUACUUUACGGAUGCUAUCGCUCCAUCACGAAGAUCACGGUGCAAUACUUUCGCGACAGGAACAUAACUGCUGAGAAUGAUGCGAGAAGACGACUGACCAAGAUUCUAACGGAUAUGGCAGUCUAUUGA